AUGACCCAAGAGGCAGAAGGGCAACACGAUUUGACUCUUCCCGACGCCGCCGCCGCCGCCGCUACUGGGGAGGUCGAAGGCGGUGUUGAUGGCGAUGGCGACGAUGGUGGUGGCGCCGCUGCUGGUAGAGUUAAGGGGCCUUGGUCGCCUGAGGAAGACGCGAUUUUAAGUCGACUGGUGAGUAAGUUCGGGGCGAGGAAUUGGAGCUUGAUCGCGAGAGGAAUUCCUGGAAGGUCCGGCAAGUCCUGCCGUCUUCGGUGGUGUAAUCAGCUUGACCCUUGCGUUAAGCGCAAGCCUUUUUCUGGUAAUACUCCCAUUCACGAUUUAGUCUCGUUUUCGCUCUUCCAAGUUGAUUCUAUGGGUGAAGUAGUCUCUAAGUUCAUCAAUGUUGAUGUUAAUCGCUUCGCCUUAUUGGUGGAACUGGUGGGAUCUUACUGUGGCACUGAUAUUGUGUAUAGUUGA
Ilex paraguariensis (yerba mate) is the source of this 462-nucleotide messenger RNA. The record is from the annotation of a GenBank genome assembly. Lineage: Eukaryota; Viridiplantae; Streptophyta; Magnoliopsida; Aquifoliales; Aquifoliaceae.